This is a messenger RNA of Phyllopteryx taeniolatus (common seadragon), 3978 nucleotides long. RefSeq names its product adaptor related protein complex 4 subunit epsilon 1 (gene ap4e1). Bases 186 to 3581 code for a protein of 1131 amino acids. Gene Ontology annotation, molecular function: cargo adaptor activity. Gene Ontology annotation, biological process: receptor-mediated endocytosis; intracellular protein transport. The record is from RefSeq and is a predicted model, not a curated record. Gene Ontology annotation, cellular component: membrane coat; AP-4 adaptor complex. The transcript has 21 exons. NCBI's taxonomy places the organism in Eukaryota, Metazoa, Chordata, Actinopteri, Syngnathiformes, Syngnathidae.
CCUUAUUGAAUAACAGCAAUGGCCGCCUGUUGGCUUAGCAUUUUUCUUCCUCUGCUUUUUUAAAAGCAUUUGACACGUAAUAUUGCCCGCUUGCGUUUCACGCAGUGGCGGGGAUGGAUAUACGACUCAGUGAGUGUGUCGUGUAGAAAGCAGGGCAGCUCCCGAGUGGGCUUUUCGUGGCCAAAAUGAGCGACGUAGUGGAGAAAACGCUGAUAGCUCUGCCGAGCCUCCUGUCUUUAGACUCUCAACCGGGGGCUGCGAAACUGUCUUCCACCUCGAAACUUGGAAACCUCAUCAGAGGGAUCACAGAGCUAACGUCCAAGCAUGAGGAAGAGAAACUGAUUCAACAAGAACUGACUGCAAUUAAAGAGCAAGCUUCGUCCCCCAACACAUCCAUGAGGCAGAUGAAGGACCUCAUGGUGCGAGCCAUCUACUGUGAAAUGUUGGGGUAUGAGGCUUCCUUCUGCUACAUUCAUGCCAUCAAGUUGGCUCAACAAGGCACUGCAUUGGAGAAGAGAGUUGGUUACCUUGCUGUAUCCUUAUUUCUGAAUGAAAAUCAUGAGCUCCUCCUCCUCCUCGUGAAUACUGUUUUAAAGGAUCUCCAGAGCACAAACCUCAUUGAAGUGUGUAUGGCUCUAACGAUUGUCAGCCAGUUGUUUCCCAAAGAUAUGAUACCUGCGGUGCUCCCUCUAGUGGAAGAAAAGCUCACUCACCCAAAAGAAAUCAUUCGACGAAAAGCAGUUUUGGCAUUGUACAAAUUUUACCUGAUCGCACCCAAUCAAGUUCAACACAUCCAUAACAAGUUUCGCAAAGCUUUGUGUGACAAGGAUCCAGGUGUUAUGACAGCCUCACUGCACAUCUACUUGCAGAUGAUCAAGGAGAACCCAGAAGGUUACAAGGAUUUGACAGGCAGCUUUGUCUCCAUAUUGAAGCAGGUGGUGGGUGGAAAACUGCCAAUGGAUUAUAACUAUCAUAGUGUUCCUGCUCCCUGGCUUCAAAUCCAGCUUCUUAGGAUUCUGUCCUUACUUGGGAAAAGUGAGCAGAGUACAAGUGGGAUUAUGUACGAAGUCCUCGAUGAGUCCUUACGAAGAGCUGAGAUGAACCAUAACAUCACUUAUGCAAUAUUGUACGAGUGUGUAAAAUGCAUUUACACAAUUCAUCCAAAAAGUGAACUCCUGGAAAAAGCUGCAAAAUGUAUUGGCAACUUUAUUCUGUCGCCAAAGAUUAACCUGAAAUAUAUAGGCUUGAAAGCACUCACCUACGUGGUCCAGCAGGAUCCUAAACUGGCCCUGCAGCAUCAGAUGACUAUCAUAGAAUGCCUUGAUCAUCCUGACCUCAUCAUCAAACGUGAGACGCUGGAGUUGCUCUUUAGGAUCACAAACGCCAAGAAUGUCACAGUCAUUGUGGAGAAAAUGCUGGAGUUCCUGCGCACCAGUAAAGAUGACUACAUGACCAUUGACCUGGUGGGGAAGGUGGCAGAAGUGGCUGAAAAAUAUGCACCUGACAACAAGUGGUUAAUUGACACAAUGAACACUGUGUUCUCACUCGGUGGAGACUUGAUGCAGCCUGACAUCCCAAACAACUUCCUCAAACUGAUCUCAGAGGGUUUUGAGGGCGGGGAACAAGACCGGAUGUUGCGCCUUCUUGCAGUGGAUUCCUAUGUGUCUCUGCUACAAGGAGAGCCUAGUAAGCUGCCUCAGCGCUUCCUCCAAGUCAUCAGCUGGGUCCUUGGCGAAUAUUCUCACAUGAGAGAAGGUCUCGAACCAGCCACCGUUGUGACACUUCUGGCCAAGCUUUUGGACUUGAAGCAGUCCAGUAGUGAAACCAAGAGCUGGGUCCUCUUGGCAAUGACGAAGCUGUGCGAGGGCGAGGCAGGUAUGUCUGUGCUUCAGGGGAUUUCUGAAAUGUAUAGCAGCUCCAUGGACACAGUGCUGAGACAAAGGGCCCAGGAACUGCAGAACCUCCACUUGAAUCCCAUGUUGCGGGCCAAGGUGCUACCUCGAGAUGCCUACAUGGAGCCUCUGGAGGUCGACUCCUCUCUGUCGUUUUUGGAUGAGUAUGUGUCCGAAGCGCUGGCUGCUGGUGCUGCUCCUUACAAGUCUCCUCAUCAACGUCAUGAAGUGCUCGCUCAGGCAAAAGCUUUAAGCCUGGAACCCUACGGCCUGUCGCUACCUAUCAGUAUGUCCUCGUGCAGUUUAGACGACAGACAGUCUCCCACCUUGCCCUCAUUGAGUUCUGGUCUGUCGGGUGACAGUGCCGACCCCUCGCACAAAGCAAUUACUACGUCUCUAAAGCUGGAUAAAGUGAAACGAGUAUGGGGGAGAGAGGGCUACCUGGCCCAGAGGGAGUCUGCAGAAGAACCUGCCAAGGUUGAAGUUCCCAGUCCGGUCCAUUCGAAAGGCCAGAUUGGCGAGAUCAUCUCGCAGAACCAGACCCCACUGCCAGCCGCAGAUCAAGAAAAACAGCAGCUGGCAUCUUCACUGUUUGUUGGCCUGGGCUCUCAAACAACUUUGCCCCUGAUGGGAAAAUCUGAGGCAAAACCCCAGAGGGUCAGGCGAAAGGCUAAAGAUCAGGUCUUGUCCACAGAAGUCCCCAGGCAAACAUCCAACUCCAUCAUCAUUGCUCCAAACAGCGUCGAUAACCUGCUGUGUAACAUCCCGCUGGACUCCAACAUGGACCCAGAAGCCUCAUCUAAGCAGAUGACUGAAAGUUCCAAGGGCUCCGCUACUCCAAACGGUACCUGCGACGCAGAGGGCAAGCUAACUGAGUGUGAUGUGCAGAGACUUGAGCCCAGUCUCAUCAGGGACAAUGGUUUAAUGGCCGCUGGUUCUGUUGAGACAGAAGAACCAGUCGAAAUGAAAGACUUGCUUCUCACCUCGCAUCUCCCUGCUGACUGCAUCGGAGCGACUCACUCCGAAAUCACUCCCCUGUGUUCCAGCCACAGCGUGGCUCUCUCGGCCUGUCAUGCGCAUAAAGACGACUGCUUGGUGCUGGUUGUUUUGAUUUCCAACUCCUCCACCUCUGAUGUGCAAGAGUUACUUGUGCAGUUGGCCUCAGAAGAUGUUGAGGUGUCCAGUAUCUCCGAGAUUCCAGUAGAGGAGGUGAGGUGCUGCCACGUAGAAGUGUGUCAGUACUCCCUGACUGUGAAGAGGCCUUCAGUUCAUCUUCAAGUGUCCGGCCUGGUUUCUUUCAACAUGCCUGAUGGGACUCGUCAAACAACCCACUUCUCAUACAAACUGCCGCUUUCCUCCUUCAUCAGGCCUUUGGCGCUGUCUACAGAAGAGUACGGCGCAAUGUGGCUGGCCUUCUCACACGAUACAAAGCAGAACCUGACGCUCGUUGCGGAUGUCCAGGAUCCUCUGAGAGCGACACUGGAAGUGCUGGAGAGGAAACUUCACCUUCAUGUGGUGGCCAUCAUAGGGAUGGAAGGUAUUGUAGCUUGCCAGGUCCUCCGGAAUCAGCCAUGUUUGAUGCACUGCCGGGUGCACGGCGGCACGCUGGCCGUGUGGUUGCGCUCUCCGAUCCCAGACCUACCCGACUGCCUGCUCUACCACUGUCAGAGAGCAUUACAGGAACUUUGAACACUGUCACUACUGAGCUGCAUCAGCUCUGCACUAUAGGAAAACUGCAUAGAACUGAAAGGGAGCAUCUAAUGGCUGGUGUCUGCAUGAUAAUGAUUAUCACAUCCACCUUAAACUUGGUGGACAUAACAUUAGGUACUCUUACACAUAUACAGUAAUGAGAAUUUUCAUUUCUGAUAUAGUUAUUGAGAUACGGAUUGUCAAAAUUAUAGAAACACUCCGCAGCAUGUUGCAGACUGCAAACUACAGUAAACACAUUAUUAAUUAAUUAUAAUUAAUUAAUAAUUAAUAUCGCAAUCAAAACAAAUGCAGAUCUUGUGUUGUAUGUCGCGAUUGUGCAGGUGUACCUAAUGUUGUGGCCAACAACUGUACAUUACUAGUUAAAUAUGAACAUUUU